AUGGCAGAAGAAGAGGGCGGGAUUGUGGCGCAAGCCGCAAGGGGGACGGAGGCUGCUCGACCGAGUGACGGGAAAGGCGGCGAAAUUACGGAACGUAGUUCCGAUCUGGAAACCGUUCCAAACUUGGGCCGGGGGAAUCUAUCAGCCACAGGGGGAUCAGAUGAAGCAGAAGCGUUGCUGAGAAUUCACCCACGGGGUUCGUUGCUUGGAGAGGACGAUGCGGUGGAGAGCGGUACGGAUGAACAAGGUUCCCUGCUUUGGAAGCACGCUCCGUGCGGAAAAGCAACCGCCGCCGCUCAUUCCGGGCCUAUCGGACGACGUCGCGCGGCUCUGCCUCGCGCGCCUUCCGCGCCGCAGCCACCGCUGCGCGCGCGCCGUGUGCCGCUCGUGGGCUCUCUUCUCCGCUCGCAGGAGUUCUUCACCCUCCGCCGCGCGAUAGGGCGACACGAGCAAUGGCUCGUCGUACUCGCGGGGGGAAGAGGCAACCGUCCGUUCCGCUUAGAAGCCUUCGAUCCCUCGCUGCUGCCGCCGCCGUCCGUUCCGUCGCUCGUUAGCCUGCAUCCGAUAAGGUCACACUUCUUAUGGGGUUGCCAGCUGGCGACAGUGGGUCGCGGGCGGUUCGUGCUCGUGAUCGGCGGCGCGGUCGGGACGGACGCGUAUCACACGCAGAACGCGGUGUGGCGGUACGACGGGGUGACGGGGAGAUGGUCCGCCGCGGCGCCUAUGCUGGACGCGCGGAGUAACUUCGCGUGCGGGACGUUUGGGCGGUUCGUGGUCGUCGCGGGAGGGUGGGACGCGAAGCGGGAGCCGUUGCGAUCCGCUGAGGUGUACGACUCUGAGAAGGACACGUGGCACAGGUUGAUUGGUUUGAACCGGAGGCGCGGGCAGUGUUUGGGUACAGUGUUCGGCGGGAAGUUCUUGGUGCUUAGUGGGGUGGAUCGGAUUGCUAAUAACGGGACGACUAUAACGACGACGCUGUCUUGCUGUGAAGCCAUGUCUCUUAGCGAGGAUGGAUUGGAGCGGCUAGGGCUGGGGAGGCGGUUAGAGGAGAGUUGA
Molecule: messenger RNA, 1056 nt
Organism: Closterium sp. Yama58-4
Lineage: Eukaryota; Viridiplantae; Streptophyta; Zygnematophyceae; Desmidiales; Closteriaceae
Source: the annotation of a GenBank genome assembly